Molecule: messenger RNA, 813 nt
Organism: Chelonoidis abingdonii (Abingdon island giant tortoise)
Lineage: Eukaryota; Metazoa; Chordata; Testudines; Testudinidae
Gene: GSX1
Product: GS homeobox 1
Biological process (GO): regulation of DNA-templated transcription
Cellular component (GO): nucleus
Molecular function (GO): DNA-binding transcription factor activity, RNA polymerase II-specific; sequence-specific double-stranded DNA binding
Source: RefSeq, a predicted model, not a curated record
AUGCCGCGCUCCUUCCUGGUGGACUCGCUGGUGCUGCGGGAGGCGAGCGAGAAGAAAAGCGAGAGCAGCCCGCCGCCGCCCCUCUUCCCCUACGCCGUGCACCCCUCGCACCCGCUGCACGGGCUGCCCCCCGGCGCCUGCCACUCGCGCAAGGCCGGGCUGCUGUGCGUGUGCCCGCUGUGCGUCACCGCCUCGCAGCUGCACCCGCCGCCUCCGGCCCUGCCGCUGCUCAAGGCCUCCUUCCCCCAGUUCGGCUCGCAGUACUGCCACGCGCCCCUGGCCAGGCAGCACUCAGCCUCCUCCGCGGUCAGCGUCAGCCACGCGCCCGCCAUUUACCAGACCGCCUACCCUCUGCCCGACCCCCGGCAGUUCCACUGCAUCUCCGUCGACAGCACCUCCAGCCAGCUGCCCAGCAGCAAGCGAAUGCGCACCGCCUUCACUAGCACGCAGCUCCUGGAACUGGAGAGGGAGUUCGCCUCCAACAUGUACCUCUCCCGGCUCCGGCGCAUCGAGAUAGCCACAUACCUGAACCUCUCCGAGAAACAGGUGAAGAUCUGGUUUCAGAACCGCCGGGUCAAGCACAAGAAAGAAGGCAAAAGCAGCUCCCACCGAGGAGGGGGCUCUGCCCACAGCUGCAAAUGCUCCUCUCUGGCCACAAAGUGCUCGGAGGACGACGAGGACUUGCCCAUGUCUCCAUCCUCCUCAGGGAAAGACGAUAGAGAUCUCACGGUCACUCCCUAGCCUCACAGCCCCCAGAGACCAACUCGAGAGCAGAAGGGGAUCUUGCCCCGUCCUAUGCCAAAACGCUGUGGA